AUGAGUUAUCAAUUUCGUUUAGCAAAUUGGAAUGAAGACGACAGUCCAACUCGUGAUCGUGAUGCUAGAACCUUAAGAUAUUUGUUGGCCUCUAAUUCUCCUUCUUCGGUUGAUUUUAACAAUCGUAGAAGAUCAACUGAAACCAAUGAUCAAGUUGUGCAUGACAAUAUCAUGCAAAACAAUCCUCUUCAUCCCACAUAUAUUCCUCCUCUUCACCCAAACACAACAAACACUACUACUAGUCAUGAUACUGAUUAUAAUCAUUAUCCUUCUCCUAUGGUACAUCCAACAACCAUAAAUAUCAAUAAUUAUAAUUACAAUCAAACUUCUCCUUCUUCUGACUCAACCCCGCCGAGACUUUUUGGUUCAUAUCUGACUUUACCUCCUACUACUAGAAGAAAUAAUGUUCAGUAUAUCAAUACAACACGGCCACCAUCAUCUAUGUAUCCAAGUAUUGCACAACUUGGAUCAGCUCCAUCAAAUUCUCAUCAAGUUCAAAGUAGAGAAAGAAAUAAUAAUAAUGGUAGUUAUACUUCAUUCAGUAAUGGUAGAAAUAACAAUGAUGAUGCAUCUGCUACUGCUACUUCAAUUGGUAUUGGUAAUACUUCACUCAAGAGAAGUAGAUCACCAGAUUUUGUGAGAGGAGAGAGUUCAAAUCAAGGUUCACAAGAGGAUGGAACCUUAAGAAGACGCACAAAUCCUCCUCCUCCUCCUACUUUUCAGCAAGAAAGUGUGAGCGAUAAUAACACGUCUUCAAUGCCUUCGACUUCGUUAUUAACGCGAUACAACAACAAUAAUAAUAUCUUCUUUUCAAGAAUGUUACGACAAGAAGUGAACCAAUCUAGUGUCAGUGCGACACAAAAUUCUCUUACAAGUGAGUCUCGCAUUAACCGACAUCCUGCACAUGGUGGUCCAGCAGGUUUUUUUGAUGAUACACCAUCAUAUAAUAGCCCAAAUCAAUCUAUCAUUAAUGCAGAUGUUUCUCGAUUCUUGUCUCCUUAUCAACAAGAGACUCAUCGGGCCAACUUCACCAUGCUCCGAGGAAGUGAACUUGUGAAUGCUUCUACCUUUGUAGCAUCUUUAUAUCCUUCAACAAUGACAAGAGGAAUAACUCAGACUGUAUUGAGUACAUCAUCUUUUCAAGGAAAUAAUAAUUUCCUGUAUACUGGAGCAAGCUCAUCUUCAUCCUCUCGCAGUUUAGGUGGAGGUUUUAAUGGUUUCAAUAAUAACAACAAUAACAACUUGGAUUUAUUUGAUUCUAUACAUCAUAGAAUUGAUGAUAUAUUUGUUCAUAGCACCAUAAAUGUUCAACAAUAUGUAAGGAUUUUACCAGGAGGUCAUGUGAGUCGAUUUUUCUGUCCAUCUAUUGUUCCUACGUGGUCAAAUAGUUUUAUACCCCAACGAUCACAACCGCCUUCUAAUCGUUCAACAAGUAGUUACCGCCUAAUCCCCCAUCCACCUCCUGGACAAGAAUUCAGUAUUGAUGUAGAAUUUAAUCAGUACAUGCAGAUGGGUACAUCAAUGGAUAGAUCAGGGAAUCUUCAUCUCGAUAAUAACCAUAUUCUUACCUCAGCCUCUCCCGAACUAAGGGCUCAAAGGGACAUGCUUAGGGAUGAGGUAUUUUCACUCAUACAACAUCUGCGUAGUGGUGGCUCUGUGCAUUUUGAAGACUUGCUGAUAUUGAAUUAUUCAAUUAUGUUAAAUGUGCUUGAUUCUCAAGAACUUAUGAACAUGCUACAUAAUAUAGACAAUUGGCCAUAUGAGGUGAUUUCACGCCUCGAAGAAGACGUCGAGAGGAUUGAGACAGGGCUCACUGAAGAGGAGAUUCACAGAUAUAUUGACACAGAAACUCACGUGUCAAAUACAAACGAAACCAAUACACAAAACAAAACCUGCACAAUUUGUCAGGAAGACUAUGUAGAAGGGGAAAUCAUUGGAAGAUUGGAUUGCAGACACAUAUAUCACCUUGAAUGUAUUAAACAAUGGUUGUUGUUGAAGAAUGAAUGUCCAAUCUGUAAGCAGAGAGCUCUAGAAGUUGAUGAAGAUGAGGACGAAAGCGAUUGA
Molecule: messenger RNA, 2064 nt
Organism: Vicia villosa (hairy vetch)
Lineage: Eukaryota; Viridiplantae; Streptophyta; Magnoliopsida; Fabales; Fabaceae
Exons: 5
Coding region: 1-2064 (687 amino acids)
Molecular function (GO): ubiquitin protein ligase activity
Source: RefSeq, a predicted model, not a curated record